Molecule: messenger RNA, 1411 nt
Organism: Symphalangus syndactylus (siamang)
Lineage: Eukaryota; Metazoa; Chordata; Mammalia; Primates; Hylobatidae
Gene: OR10AD1
Product: olfactory receptor family 10 subfamily AD member 1
Biological process (GO): G protein-coupled receptor signaling pathway
Cellular component (GO): membrane
Molecular function (GO): G protein-coupled receptor activity; olfactory receptor activity
Source: RefSeq, a predicted model, not a curated record
UGGCCUGCCAGGUCAGAUGAUCCUACCUGGACCAGCUUCUCUUCAAACACUAUGAAAUGUUUUCUGUUACUUGUUACUUGAUUCAGUGACAAACAUCAUUAUCAACCAAGCAACAGAAUGAGGCCCCAGAUGCUAAGGAACGGCAGCGUAGUGAUGGAAUUUAUCCUUGUGGGCUUUCAGCAGAGCUCCACUUCCACACGAGCAUUGCUCUUUGCCCUCUUCUUGGCCCUCUACAGUCUCACCAUGGCCAUGAAUGGCCUCAUCGUCUUUAUCACAUGGAUAGACCCCAAGCUCAACAGCUCCAUGUACUUCUUCCUUGGCCAUCUGUCUUUCCUGGAUGUCUGCUCCAUCACCACUACCAUCCCACAGAUGUUGAUCCACCUCGUGGUCAGGAACCACAUUGUCUCCUUUGUAUCUUGCAUGACCCAGAUGUACUUUGUCUUCUGUCUUGGUGUGGCCGAGUGCAUCCUCUUGGCUUUCAUGGCCUAUGACCGUUAUGUUGCUAUCUGCUACCCACUUAACUAUGUCCAGAUCAUAAGCCAGAAGGUCUGUGUCAGGCUUGUGGGAACUGCCUGGUUCUUUGGGCUGAUCAAUGGCAUCUUUCUUGAGUAUAUUUCAUUCUGAGAGCCCUUCUGCAGAGACAACCACAUAGAAAACUUCUUCUGUGAGGCCCCCAUAGUGAUUGGCCUCUCUUGGGACCCUCAGUUUAGUCUGAGGGCAAUCUUUGCUGAUGCCAUCGUGGUAAUGCUCAGCCCCGUGGUGCUCACUGUCACUUCCUAUGUGCGCAUCCUGGCCACCAUCCUCAGCAGAGCCUCCUCCUCAGGUCGGGGGAAGACUUUCUCUACUUGUGCCUCUCACCUGACUGUGGUCAUCUUUCUCUACACUUCAGCUAUGUUCUCUUACAUGAACCCCCACAGCACACAUGGGCCUGACAAAGACAAACUUUUCUCCCUCCUGUACACCAUCAUUACCGCCAUGUGCAACCCCAUCAUUUACAGUUUCCACAACAAGGAAAUUAAGGAGGCCAUGGUGAGGGCAGUUGGAAGAACCAGACUGGCCCAGCCACAGUCUGUCUAGCAGGAAGGCCCUGAAAGGAAAGCUCCUUCACCUGGGGAAUGGGAGAGUUACCCCUUCCCCAGCCCUGGCAGAUGAGUAACUCUCCUAUGCUGAAAGGCUCCAGGAAAGAGCGUUCAUGGCUUCCUUGGCACUUGAAUCAGACCUGAAAGUUCCUCCUGAUGUCCAAUGUCCUGUGUUAUCUCUCUGACUUCAUUUCCACAUUGUUUUUUCUUGGACCUUCCUUGGGAGAAUUUUGGAUUUUCCUUAGUUUCUUUUCCUCUUAAGUUCUCACAACAGGAUUCAAUAAAUAAGUGCACUUAACUCCAUUUUAUUUGUAUAUACCUUUACAUGCUAG